AUGGCCGACAUUAUGGAAGAAGACCCAUCGUCUGGACUACAAUCUUCCGAGGAAGAAGAGAUGCCGGUAGAAUCCUUGGUCAGUGGACGCGCGAAACGGAGUACGGCGGGACUGCACAUGUCUGCUCUCCUUGAGGCCGCUGCCGAUGAUGACCUGGCGCUUCUCUUUGAGGAAGUCGAAGACGAUAAUGAGUUUGCGGAUGAGGUAGACCCGGAUGCAGAGGAUGAAUUGCUUGAAUCGUCAGACGAGGAUGAGGACCAAGGACCGAACGCGCAGAACGACUACGAGGGUGAACAAAAGCUACAAAAAGAUGAGCGCAAGAAACGCAGAGCCCAGAAUGACCUCCGGUUUCAGACAUUGCGCAAACGAGUUAAGAUUGAUCCGACCGCGCCAUCCUCUAUGGCCGCCGCCCCUCGUCCGAAGAAAAAGUCAGAGCGCAUAUCGUGGAUUCCCACUGUGGAGGAUGGGCCUACUCGGCAAUCAUCGCGUCGACAGACCAUGGUCAAUAAGGAGCUUACGCAUGCUCGUCUUAAGGACAGCCAGGAAAAACGAGUCCGCAUAAUCGCUACAAUGAAGGAGGCAGAGAAGCGGAAGGCCCAUUUAAAACCGAAAGAGAUGACCCAGGAAGAUCAUCUUGCGGAGGCUGCAAGGCAAAAGUUUGAACCGCUGGGAGCUGUCGGAAAAAGAAAAGCGGACGAAAGACGCGCGAGGAUCGAAGCACUACAAAACCGCCGUCUUGAUGGUCCGGUGAUUUCCUACUGGAGUGGUGUAGCUACAUGGACGAACGGCCGGCUCACACGGGUGGGCAAAAUCGACAUCAAACCAAAGCCAGAUAAAGAAGAAUCGAGGAAGAAGAAAAAAGAAAAGGAAGAUAAAGAGAAGGCUGCGGCAGAGUCAAAGUCCUUGAAAUCUGCAAGUAUCGUUGGAUCCGCCCCUGCCUCUACCACAGCCACAUCGCAACCACCACCAGACUUCCAUGCAGUUGAGACCAUUAGUCCAGCAAAUUCCGCUCCACCUCCCACCUCCAUGUUAGACCAGAAAUCGCCUGAAAAUAAGCCACCCGAAAAGCCUGCAGCUCCGACUGCAGAUAAUGCAGACACCCCCAUAGUGUCUUCUGGGCCGAACGUCAGCCAAUCAGAUGCAAACCCUUCAGAGACGAAGGCAAUCAUGAAAACUCCUGUCGAGCAAAGCAAGGACAAUGCCGUGGAAAAUCAAGCUCCAGGGGUUGACCCAGAUACACUAGUACCACCCUCUGCGCGAGAUGAGCCCACCUCUGAAAGGCAAUCUUCAAAGUUGUCUAAACAUCCGGAGAAAAAUUUUGCUGUGGAAAUUCCAGCGUCUUGUCAUACAUUGCAUUCUGCGGGCAAUGACUCUACUCGAAGGUUGCCUGACUCCCCCACCAAGAACGACGAUGCCAUGGAUAUUGAUCAACCCCCAGCGGCUGUAGCGGGUGCAGAUUUUGCCAAGAUUAAUCAAGUUCCAGAAUCAACAGACCAGGCAAGUUUGGCCACUCCACACGUUGCUGGUGUCCAACCGAUUCCGGUAGAGACCCCUUUAUCACAUGCUGCUGGGGCGAUUGCCCCAGAGCUACCAGUGGACAUAUCUCGGCCAGUUGAAUCAGCCACGACUAUCAGCCCUGCAAUUGCACAGGCCCCUGAAGCCUCUCCGGCCACUGCAGCAACUAGUCAAGCCACGGUGCCCGAAAAUGCUCCAGCCCAGAGCCUAAACCAACCAUCCACAUUACAGUCUGAAUCCCAAUUGUCAAAUGGAAUAGUGAAGGAACCAGCGCAACCUGAGAUUCCAGAGCCCCCUCCAGUGAUUGAACAUACGGGACGCACUCUUACAAUAUUGGAGAACUUUGAUUAUGCGACCGCCAACCAUCGUAAAUACAGCAUGUAUUUCAACGCCAAGAAGCCUGCUCGUUUGACCAAAAUCUCAUCAUCGCUUUGCGUCAUCACCUCAUUGCCUUCGCGUUACCGCGAUCCAGAGACUGCUCUUCCUUACGCAAAUUCAUACGCGUAUGGCCAGAUCCGUCGUCUGCUAUCAGAAGGGUAUAUCUGGAGCUCGAUGCUUGGAUGCUUUGUCGGCCCAGCCGAGGCUGCCCGUGGAGUACCUGAGCGAUUUACAGGCAAGCCGGGCCCAGGUACAGUAAGACUACCGAUCGACAGGGAUGAGGGAGCCGAAUCGAUCACAGGGAAGGACAAAAUGGCUCUCGAUGAGGUUCCUUCGACACCCACUCCGGCUGGGACUCGAGCACCAGAGCCAAUGGAGAUUGAUAAAGCAUAA
Messenger RNA from Penicillium coprophilum, 2286 nucleotides. RefSeq names its product putative signal transducer. Gene Ontology annotation, molecular function: ATP-dependent H2AZ histone chaperone activity. Gene Ontology annotation, cellular component: nucleus. Lineage: Eukaryota; Fungi; Ascomycota; Eurotiomycetes; Eurotiales; Aspergillaceae. The coding region runs from base 1 to 2286 and encodes 761 amino acids. Gene Ontology annotation, biological process: chromatin remodeling; regulation of DNA-templated transcription. The transcript has 3 exons. The record is from RefSeq and is a predicted model, not a curated record.